AUGCUAACAGUCCUCAUUUCUUUUGUAAGAGCAAACUGGAGACUAAUAGACUUAAGUUUUACCGAUAAGUAAAUUUCUCAGAAUUAAUGGAAAACAAGUGAAUGUUGCCCAGGUUAUUCUGGUAAUUAUGGGUAUUCUAGUUUUUCUUUGAAUGACAGUAUUGAGAAAAAUGUUUGUAGUUCAAAUCAGUUAGAAUAUGUGAGAUUGACUAAAUAGAAGAGAUAUUUAGAGAAAUCUUUCAGGUAUAAAAGUUAUCAAGUAUAAAUAAUUUUUGAUGCAUUUUUUGAUGGAGCUAUAAGUCAGAAUUCUGAAUUAAGCGUAACAUAUGAUAGUAACAGAGGUUCAAAUGACAUGCAACUCUAUAUAAAAGAUUAUGAUUAAAGUGAUUUAAUCUAAGAUAGUCGUCUAACCUGUCAUAGUAGCCUAUCAAAAUUUCAAUUAGAAACGAUUGUAAGUAAUUCUGUUUCAUCAAACUCUAAUAAUUUUUCAAUAUAAAUUUGUUUUGAUCCUUAUGAUCAUAGAUGUAGAGAUGGUUGUGAUUGGGAUCAUUAAUAUGGUGAUCCUAAUUGCAAUGAUGAUUAUAUAUAAAUCGGAAUUAGAAACUUGUUGGUAUAUAUUAAAGCUUGUCAUCCAACUUGUUUAACUUGUGAUGGUCCUACUGAAUCAGAUUGUUUAAGUUGUUAUGAUAAUUAAAGUGUAUAAAAUGGAGAAUGUAAAUGCAUUGAUUCAUAAUAAUUCUCAGAAACUUUUAUAGGUUGUAGAUAAGAAUGUAAUCGAGAUGAUUCUAUAGCUCGUGAUGAUAAAAUUUGUGUAGAAGACACUCGAAUAAAAUCAAAGUUUACACUAUUUUAAGAUGAUGGGAUUCCUCAAUAAGAUCAAAGAUAUUUGCCAUUAAUAUUUGGAAAUGAUGAAUUUUAUCCUAAAAACACUGAUUUAGUAUUUGAAAAUUGUAAUGGAAAAAGUUUUAUAGGAAAACUUUAAUAUAGUGAAGGAAUGGUUUAUUAAAUGAGUUUAGAAAAUUAAGUCAAAUUUAUUAGAAUUCGUAUAACGUUUUAUUUGUUUAAUUUUCAAUAGACAAGUGAAAUUUAAAUUUUACACAAUAAUCAAUUACAAUCUAAAAUUAUAAAAAAUGCAUCAGGUUUUUAAGUUGAAAAUUUAUUAAAAAUUUAUGAAAAAGCUGAUAGUUGUAGCUCUAGUUACACUUUGUUAAGAGCAGAGAUGACAUUUUAACUUUUUAAUUCUAAUCCAACCAUUUAUAUUUAAGGAUAACUUCAAUAAGAAAGCGAAUCUUGGGGAAUGAGAAAUAUUACUAUUGACACUGGUUUUUGUUAAGAAAAUUGUUUAAUUUGCUCUGGUUUUUCUACUUGUUCGUAAUGUGAUUCAGGAUAUAAUUUAUAUAAAAAUUAAUGUGUUCAAACUUGUCCCAUUUAUUCAUCAAAUUGUAUAGAUUAUGAAGAUAUAAUUCCAUGUAAAAUUUAAUACAAUAUAUAUAUUUUAGAUUCAAGAUACUUAGCCAAAGGAUUUUAUAAUUUAAACAUGACUUAUGAUGAAAUAGUAAGCUUCUAUGAUUAAACCACAGAUCCAUCUUUUAGUUUAUCAACCAAAUAAAAAUUUUCAUUUUUAAAUAAUAAAAUUGUAUUAGGGGGUUUAUUGGUUUGGAAUGAUGGAUCCUAUAAAAAGACAUGGAAUAUCUAAAAACCUCAUUAUGCCGUAUCGAUAUAUUUUAAUUUAACUUAUGGUGAUGGAUAUACUGGAUCUUUUAAAUAUAAGGUUGGUUUGUCUAGUAAUACAUAUUCAACAUCAUUUAAUAAUCCUGGAGGUGGAUCAAAUUUAAUUGGUCGUACUGGUCUUGAAAGCACUCGUUAUUUUAAUGUAAGUUUAACUAAUUUUUAUGAUAACAGUUUAUAUGUUGAAUUUUUAUGUGAUGCUGCAUCUACAAAUAUAACAAAAGAAUUCUGUGCAAUAUCAGAUUAUUUCAUUGUUGUUCAUUAUGUAUUAUUAUUAAUUUAUUUUAGUGUCCUCCUUUUUGUUUGGGUUGCACAAGUUUAACUACAUGCAAUGGAGGUUAUUCUGGUCCUAAUUGUGCAAUUACCUAAUAUUUGGAUUUUAAUUCUAUAACUCAAGUUUAUAAUUGUAAGGAUUGUACAUAGCCAGGAUGUCAUACAUGUAUUAGUUUAAAUGAAUGUACUUAAUGUAAAAAUAAUAAAUUUUAAUUAUUAAAUGGAAUAUGCUUGUGUAAUCCAUUCACAUUUUUAUAAGGAGAUGAUUGCAUCAAAUGCAAUAAAUACUGUGAAAAUUGUUAUGGUAGUUCUAACAACAAUUGUUUAACAUGCGUUUAAGAUCAUCAUAGGGGAAUCAAAAGACAUCAAUGCUUAUGUCUACCUGGAUAUUAUGAUGAUGGAAUUAAUUUACCAUGUCUUCCACUUUGUGGUGAUUUAAUAGUAGUAGAACAAGAAGAUUGUGAUGAUGGUAAUAAUAAUCCAUUUGAUGGUUGUCAUAAUUGUAAAUUUGCUUGUAAUUUUGCAUGUGAUAUUUGCUUAAAUGGAAAAUGUUAUUAAUGUAAAAAUGGAUAUGAAGUACAUAAUAAUGAUUGUCGGUCUCUUUGUUAAGGAAAUUAGUUAACAUUACUUUAAUAAUGUACAGAAAACUCAAGAAAUUGUGUUAAUUGCUAAUAUGAAUGUUCUUUAAACUGUGUUGAUUGUCGUUUUGGAAAAUGUUCUCUAUGUGAUGAACAUCGAGGAUGGUACGCUUAAAUAGAUGGAACCUGUAAUUCUAUUUGUGGAGAUGGAAUAGUUACUAGUCUAACUGAAAUGUGUGAUGAUGGAAAUACUAAUUAAUAAGAUGGAUGUAGUUAUUGUAGAUUCUCUUGUGAUACAUUUUGUUAAACUUGUAUUAACUCUUUAUGUGUAACUUGUUAAAAUGGUUAUUAUCUAAUAGAGAAUAAAUGUGUUCCAAUUUGUUAAGAUGGAUAAUUAGUGUUUCCUGAAUAAUGUGAAGAUGGAAAUAUAGCACCUUUUGAUGGUUGUUUCAAUUGUAAAUUUUAAUGUUCAGAGUAUUGUAUAGAUUGUCAAUUUGGUAUAUGUUAAAAAUGUAAUGAAGCAAUUGGUUGGUACCUACAAAAUGAUGGAUCAUGCUAAAGUAUUUGUGGAGACAAUAUUCUUGUUUUACAAAAUGAAGAAUGUGAUAAUAAUACUAUUAGAAGUGUAUGUAAUUAAUGUUAAAUAACUUGCGAUAAGAACUGUUCAAAUUGCAAUAAGGGAAUCUGUAUUAAAUGUAUUGAAGGAUAUAAAUUGGAGUAAUCAAUCUAGAAAUGUAUUAAAGUGUGUUAAAAUGGUAUUAUUGUAAAAUAAGAAAGUACAUGUGAAGAUGGAAAUAAUCUAUUAAAUGAUGGCUGCUAUUAAUGUUAAUUAAGUUGUUAACAAUCUUGUACUUUAUGUAGUAAAAUUGGAUGUUUAGAAUGUAACACUACUGGGUGGGUAUUGAAUUAAUUGUACAAUAAAUGUGAAACUGUUUGUGGAGAUGGUAUUACUGUAUAAAAUUAUGAAGAAUGUGAUGAUUUGACUGAUUAGAAUUGUUUCAGAUGUAAAUUUGAUUGUUAAGACUCUUGUUUAAUUUGCUAUAAGGGUAACUGCUUAAAAUGCAAAUUAGGGUGGUUUUUAAAUUUAGAUUAGAAAUGCUAUUCAUCAACAGGAGAUUCUUAAAUUGUUGGAGAUGAACAAUGUGAUGAUAAAAAUUCACUUAUGUAUGAUGGUUGUUAUCUUUCAAAAUAUUAGUGUUAAUAAUAAUGUAAUCAUUGUGAAUUUGGAAAAUGUAUCUAAUGUUUAUAAGGAUAUUAGAAUCUAGAUGGUAAAUGUUAUGAAAUCUUAAAUGAUGGGUAGAUUUUAGGGAACGAACAAUGUGAUGAUCAGAAUUUAAUAGCAGAAGAUGGUUGUUUUAAUGGUUAAUUUGAUUGUCCUGAAGAUUGUGAGUAAUGUUAUUAAGGAUAAUGUUUAUUAUGUAAUAAAGAAUCUACUUAGCUUAAUACUCUAAAUAAUUAAUGUAUAUCAUUAUGUGGAAAUGGAUAAUUAUCACAUAAUGAAUAAUGCGACGAUGCUAACAACAUUCCAUAUGAUGGUUGCUUUUUAUGUGAAUUUUCAUGCAAUUAUUAUUGUCAAACUUGCCAUUUAGGUGUAUGUUCUUAAUGUUAAAUGGGUUAUUAAUUAGAUUAAUCUAAAAAUAUAUGUUAAAGUAUAUGUGGCGACGGAAUUGUUACACAUGAUGAAUAAUGUGAUGAUGGCAAUUUAUUAUAAUAUUAAGAAUGUGUUAAUUGUAAAUUAAUAUGUUAAGAAUAAUGUAUUAAUUGUGUUGAUGGUCAAUGCUUUGAAUGUGUUUCAAUAGGUUGGUAAUUAAACUUGAUUGAUAUGAAUUGUUAGCCUAUUUGUGGUGAUUUAUUAAUUGUAGGAGAUGAAUAAUGUGACGAUGGAAAUGACAUAAAUGAUGAUGGUUGUAUAGAUUGUUAUUUUUAAUGUUAAGAAUAAUGCACUCUUUGUGAAAAAGGUGAGUGUAGAGAAUGCAAUACUGAAGGAUGGUAAUUAAAUAUUAAUAGAUGUACAACAAUAUGUGGAGAUAAAUUAGUUAUAAAUAGAGAGGAAUGUGACGAUGGUAAUAUAACCCCUCAUGAUGGAUGCUAUGAGUGCAAAUUUUAAUGUUAAGAAUAAUGCACCGAUUGCUUAUUAGGAGUUUGUUAAGCUUGUAUUAAACCAGGAUGGGUUCUUAAUUUAAAUAAUUUAUGUGCUACUUUUUGUGGAGAUGGUGUUACUAUUCAACCAUAUGAAUAAUGUGACGAUGGUAAUAUAACACCAUAUGAUGGUUGUCAUUAUUGUGAAUUUUAAUGUGAAUAACUAUGCACAUUAUGUGAGUUAGGAAUUUGUUAUGAAUGCAAUCAAUUAGGUUGGAUAAUAUAAAAUAAUUAAUGUACACCUUUUUGUGGUGAUGGUCUUGUUGUUGGAUAUGAAUAAUGUGAUGAUAUGAAUUCUAUUGAAAAUGAUGGAUGUUAUGAAUGUAAAUUUAUGUGUGAUUAAUAUUGUAUUGAUUGUGAAGAAGGAAUUUGUAAAGAAUGUCCAGCAGGAAUGCAUCUAUUUGAUCAUAUUUGUUAACCUAAAUGUGGAGAUGCAUUUAAUCUUAAAUUAUUUGAGUAAUGUGAUGAUGGUAAUAUAGAAAAUGGUGAUGGUUGUAAUUCAAAGUGUUAAAUUGAAAAAGAUUGGAUUUGUAUUAAUAACUUAAAUACAUUUUCUGUUUGCACAUAUGAAAAGUAACCAGAUUUUUCCAUAAUUUCCCUUACUCCUCAUCCUCAAGAAUUUAGUGACAUCUAAAUAGUAUUUACUUAAUAAGUCAAAUUCUCACCAAUUAUUUAAAAUAAAUUAAAUACACAUAUUUUAACUAGUCUUCCUGAUUUUGAAGAUGAUGAUUAUAAAAUUGAAUUUAAAAAAGAAAUUGAAAUUAUCUAUGACUAAGUCAUAGAUUUAGUUCUUGAAUAUAGGGUCACAUUUCUAUCUCCUCUUGAAAAUCCUGUAUUUUAAAUAGAAUUUAUUGAUAAUCCUAUCUUAUCUGAAUUUAAUCAAACUCUUUCCAAAAAACAAGCUAGAAUUAAGCUUCAAACUCCAAUCGUUUUAGCAUAAACCCAAAUAGAUAUAGCAUCGUAAGCUUCUAGUUUUAAUGAAAGAAUUAUUAUUUCACUUAUGAGCAUAUCUUCAAUUUGCUUAUUGACGGGUUAAUCAGAUAUCUUUUGGAAUCUAAUGGAUCAAUUACAAUAUUUAUCAUAUGUUAAAUACAUCAAUAUUCAAUUCUCACCAAACCUAAAUAUAUAUUUCGAACUAUUCAAAAUAAUAACAAUAUCCCCUUUAAUAUCAGCAUUAGGCUUUGAAACACUAUUCAAUUCCUUAGAUGGAGAGAAAUAAUAUUUUGUUCAAACUAAAAACAAAUUCCUUAAAGAUGAAGUUAAUGCAUACUUCUUUACUAAUUUUUAAAGCUUUAUAUUCUGCAUCCUAACUACAUACUUAAGUUUCUUUUCUGCAUAAAUAUUGUAUUUCUUGCUAAGGAAGAUCCAAUAAAAAGAGAUUGUUUAAAUAGGCUUUAUUGUUGGAAAAUAAAUCAUAAAAGCUAGAUCUCUAUUAAAACAAAAGAUAUCGGAGUUUUAUUAUAAUGCAAUUUUAAGAAUUCUACUAUCAAACUCAUAUGAUAUAAGUUUUGCAUGUGCCAUCCAAUUAGCAAAUUAUCCAACUGAAGAUAAUCCUGUUCUAAUUUUCAAUUAUUAUCUUUCCUUUCUUAUGUAUUUUGGUAUAAUUGUUUCGAUUCUCUAUUUAAUUAGAAUUUCAAGUGUAUUUUCAUAGAAUACUUCAUUCAAAAAUAAAUCUAAAUACAAAGCUGUAUUUGAUGGAAUAAAUUAAAAUAAAAAUAUUUGGACUUUUUAAUACAACUCAAUUUAAAUGAUUAAGAAGUUAAUUUUUAUAUCUUUCGUAGUAUUUCUGUAAGAGAAUGGAUAUAUUCAAGUUAUAGCUAUAUCAAUUUUAUAAACAUUUUUCUUGAUGCAUACUAUUCUCAAUAAACCUUUAGACAAUAUAAAUGAAUAUAUAAAAAUUGUAAUUACUGAAACAAUCAUUAUUUUUAAUGUAUUGUCAUUCCUAAUAUACCAUUACAAAAUUGAAUUAGAACUAAGCUCAGAAUCAGUCAUUACUCUAGGAUGGUUACAUAUUAUUACUUUUUCGUCAAUUUUAGCUAUAACUUUUAUUCUUGACAUUUUGUAAUAAAUUAAGAAGUUAAUAAAUGUUAUCAUAAAUGCUAUUAAUAAACCUAAAUAGUAAUUAGAACCUAUAUUUUACUGA
Messenger RNA from Paramecium sonneborni, 6860 nucleotides. NCBI's taxonomy places the organism in Eukaryota, Ciliophora, Oligohymenophorea, Peniculida, Parameciidae. The record is from the annotation of a GenBank genome assembly.